Molecule: messenger RNA, 336 nt
Organism: Pieris macdunnoughi
Lineage: Eukaryota; Metazoa; Arthropoda; Insecta; Lepidoptera; Pieridae
Source: the annotation of a GenBank genome assembly
AUGGUGGCGUUUGGUUUACGGGGAUGCGCGCGUGCGAUGCUCUGUGCGACAGCGAUGCGGCGCGCGGAGGACGAGAGCGCGCGCCAGGAGGACGACGAGUUCGUGGACAUAUCACAGAUGCAGCUGCUGGAGGCCGGCCCGUCGCACGGGCCCUACGCGGUGCCUUACGCCGGCCCGCCGCCGCCGCUGGCGCAGCCCCAGCCCUACCACUCGCCGGCCACAACGUCGGUCGACGAUUUCUUCGCGCUUUACUUUACGCCGACUACACACGGUGAGAACUCGUUACAGACGCUUAUGCUGCUUCAAGUACCUACAAAUCCUUCUAAGCUGGUGUAA